This is a messenger RNA of Ylistrum balloti, 1548 nucleotides long. RefSeq lists its product as uncharacterized. NCBI's taxonomy places the organism in Eukaryota, Metazoa, Mollusca, Bivalvia, Pectinida, Pectinidae. Gene Ontology annotation, molecular function: protein binding. The transcript has a single exon. The coding region runs from base 76 to 1548 and encodes 490 amino acids. The record is from RefSeq and is a predicted model, not a curated record.
GUAAAAGAUUUUAUUGAUCACAUAGAAUGACACCUUCAACAUAAGUGAACAGUUUUGGAAUACAAUCCUCAGAAAAUGAAGGCCAAACGAUUCGGGAAGGCUAAGCCUAUAGCUCAGCUAACAGACAUUAUCAAACUAGAGUACUUUCAGCAAGUUCGAUUCUUCAUUGACCUUGGCAUGGAAAUGGAAAAGACAGAUGAAAAUGGCCGCACCCCGAUUAUGUUGUGUCCCUUUAUGGAACCAGAAGUGUGGGGAACUGGGAUUGCUCGUCUGCUCAUCGAAAAAGGCGCUAGUUUGGAAAAUUGUGACAAAUACGGUAUGACGGUGUUGCACCUUGCUUGUAUAUACACAAGAGUUGACCUCGCCAAAGUGUUUCUCAACGCAAUAGAUUUUGAUUUACUUGAACAAGACAAAUGGGGGAAUACGGCGCUCCACUAUGCUGUCCGAAGCGGCAAUUUGAAUCUCGUUAAAGUCAUUACACAAGCGCAGUGGAAAUACAAAUUCGCAUUCGACAAGAAAAAUCGCGAAGGACUUACAGCUGUUGACGAAGCCUACAGGCUGAAAAUGAGAAAAAUCGCAGAAACAAUUGAAGCUGUUGAAAAUCAGACACAAGCUGACGCAGACAAUGAAUCUUUGUCACAGGUACCUUCAUUGAAUAUUAGACUUUCUCGAGAUUGUCUCCAUUCUCGAACACUUUCUGAUUUUGGAUCUAUAUCAAGGCGUUCUUAUCGAACACGCCCCAAAACAGCGUUUCUUCUAGCUCGUAGGGAAUCUGCAUCAAGCAGCAGCAGUGCUUCAAGUCUAUACGGACACGAUCGAACUGUGGUUAGUUACCGUAACUUUGUCAGACGUGAACUAGAACCGAACGAAAAGGAUGACAAGAUGAUUCUUCGCUGUGCUCCACUCACAGACUUUCGUAAUAAUCCAGAAUAUCUGUUCCAUCUCCUUGUUCCUGGAAUACUUCCGGUCAGUGAAAGCAUGAAAUCUGGUAGGCCAAGAUCGGCUUAUGAUUCGAAACUCCGAGAUUCAUCGAAUGGACGGGACGGUCCUUACUUUAGUUGGAGGGUGGAAUUCAAACGUUUGUAUCGUCAUUACGAGUACCAGUGUACGCCGUCGUAUAGAGACGGGAUAAAGAUCACUCCUUCGGAACUCUCCUACCUUGAUGCCCCGCUUACGCCAGCGCCAUCGGAGGAUACGAACGAAGAAGAAAAAGGGAAGAAAAGCAAACGGUCCAGCAGCUCCAUGACCAAACAGAACACUGCAGAAACUGGGAGACAACGGAAGCAAUCACAGCAACAACAGGGACAUACACAACAACAGCAGCAACAACAACAAAAGCAACAGGAACAGUCUAAGCGCAGAACUUCGACAGUUCAGUCCGGAAAGCAAUCGUCUUCAUCAAUGGAUGGCUCCGGCUCGAUGGCGUCUAGUAGCGAAUCCAUCAGCAGCGGGACUUCGACGAAAAAGGAGUCAGUCCGAAUGUCGAAUGGAAACGCGUCCGGAAGCGACUCACACGGGAGGCAAAGCCGGGCUGCGCAUUACAAUUAA